CCGCUUCCUUGCCGCCGAGCGAUGUUUUGAGGGGAAAUGGGUUCAGGUUUCUGACACGGAAGGGGGAGAUAAUAAUUGAAAUAUUUAUAAUAUCUACCAGUCUACAUUAGAGGGACCAGCAACCGACGUACACACCGCGUUCUUUCUGAACAUUUGGACUGGAAAACAUCAGAAAUUCGUAAGACUAAAGUUUAAAACCUUGAAUCCAGUCCUGUCCUGUCUUUGUUUACUAAGAGCAGGAAACGCUCUGGGAAUUUCCGUGAUAAAGUAGACAAUAAAUGACAUUCAAAUUAAGAUUAGUCGCUUACUAUUUUAAUGACUUUUGUUUACUAGGUUUUAGUUUAAAUAUCUGGUUAUGGAAAGCGGAGGUUUACAGUCCGGUAUGUGCGAAGAAAGGAGACGUUAACUCAAAUGAAACAGAUCAAUGUGUCUAUUAUUAAUAGCGCGUUGCCCACAAGUGGAGAUAUUGGACUUUGUUUCUAAAAUAAGCCAUAGGCCACUAUUUAAAAUAAAGAUAAAGCACACAGAAGAAGAUGGCAUCGACAAAGGUCAAAGCUGGAAUAAAUGAUGAAAGCAGUUCUUCUCAGGAUAGUGGCAGGACAGACCCAGGCAGUCCCACGUUAUCCGCAGGGGCCGGAUCCCUGCCCACCAACAGUAUUUAUACACUAGAUGACCUGGACACUAUUGCCACUGUAGGUACUGGGACCUUCGGAAGGGUUUUUCUGGUUAAGGAUAAGAAGACACAAGGUUUUUUUGCACUGAAGGCGAUGAAGAUUCCAGAUGUAAUCCGUCUAAAGCAGGAGCAGCAUGUUCAUAAUGAAAAAGAGGUUCUGACAGAAGUGAGCCACCCCUUUCUCGUCAGACUGUUCUGGACGCAUCACGAUGACCGUUUCCUGUACAUGUUGAUGGAAUAUGUGAAUGGUGGAGAACUUUUUAGCUAUUUACGCAGUAAAGGACGUUUCAGCAACAACACCGGACUCUUUUAUUCAGCUGAAAUUGUGUCCGCCAUUGAGUACCUUCACUCCAAAGAAAUCAUUUACAGAGACCUAAAACCGGAGAAUAUACUGCUGGACAGUGAGGGACAUAUUCGCCUGACGGAUUUCGGCUUUGCCAAGAAGCUUUCAGAAAGGACAUGGACGUUGUGUGGUACCCCUGAGUAUUUGGCUCCAGAAGUGAUUCAGAGUAAAGGUCAUGGUCAAGCAGUGGACUGGUGGGCGCUGGGUGUGCUAAUUUUUGAAAUGCUAGCAGGGUAUCCCCCAUUUUUUGAUGAUAAUCCCUUCAGCAUCUACCAGAAGAUUCUGGCAGGAAAGCUGGAGUUUCCGCGACAUCUGGAUUUCUAUGUAAAAGAUCUAAUCAAGAAGUUUCUGGUGAUUGACCGGGCAAGAAGACUUGGGAAUAUGAAGAAUGGAGCUGAUGAUGUAAAAAAGCAUAGAUGGUUUAGGUCGAUAGACUGGGAUUGUGUGCACACUAGAAAACUCAAGCCUCCCAUAGUUCCGAAGGUUUCUCACGAAGGUGACACGUCUAACUUUGACACCUAUCCUGAGGACGAGUGGAAAAAAGAUUCACCAGUAGCAGCUAAAGAUCUGGAAAUAUUUAAAAACUUUUGAUAAUAUUUUCCUUAGGAUUGUUGAGAGACAUAAGGGCUGGUAAACAAAAUGACUGUCUAUUUUAACCAUUCAGGUGACACUAAAGGUGCCGUUUUUCCUAAUUCAAUUUUUCAAACUUCAGUUAGUGUGUAACGUUGCUGUUAGAGCAUAAAUAAUACCUGCUUAUCAAAAUACAGGCUGAUGGACUACAGCCCUCUACUUCCCAAGUAAAUGAUGACAAUAGUAUGAAUUUUUGACUAACCUCCGCCUACAUCAAUUAGCCAAAAAAGGGUGUGACCUUGUUGGGCUUCCACAGAGAAGAGAAAGAGUUAAUAGUGUUUUUGUGGCAUGCCAUCGAGACACUGUUAUUUUCAUCCCAGAUACAAAUCCCCUUUGUUUGGCCUUUGCUGAGGACAGUUUCCUCAAUCUGCCAUGACCUUUUCUAGACAACGUGCGCUAAGCUGCUAUUGAAUAAUAACACACUGGACCAGCUACAAAAUCAGAAAUCGUUACGCAUUUCUGAAGGAGGGACUUCAUAGAACAAGAAAGACAUCAGUCUGUUUUUAGUAGGGAUGUCUCGAUCAGGUUUUUUUGCCCUCGAGUCCGAGUCAUUUGAUUUUGAGUAUCUGUCGAUACCGAGUCCCGAUCCGAUACUUCUAUAAUACAUAAAAAAAAAGAAUAAAGAAGAGCGAAAAAACAGAACCAGUCCAGGAUGUUCCUUAUGUCAUGCCGCACGCUUUUUUCUGUGUGGAGUCAAUAGAGUCUAACUCUGUGCCAGCGCAUAACUACAGAUGUGUUAAAAAAUAAUGAAUAUAUACUAUAUAUGUUCAGGGGUUAAAUUGGGGUUUGUUUUGUGGGGAGGCUCUGUUGGGAGGGAGGGUUCGAGGGGUAACAUGUUUAAUCCUGAUGACAGCAAAGCACUGGGUGUGUUUCAAUGACAUUUUGUAUCUCUGAUAGGAUUUUAUAAGUUUCAGUUUAAAGCUGUGCCACAUGUUGACCCAAACUUUAAAACCUGAACUUUAAAUUAUGCAAAUCUAUGAGUCUAACACCCUAUAUGCAUUUGUUGCACAUGUCAAUAUGCACUAUUGAUCAAACUUUGAAUGAAGUUAUAAGACUUAACCUCCUUGACUCAUUCUAGGCAUAAGAUAGGCUACCCAAAAAGACUCAAUUAACAAGAAAAACAACAUACUGAUUCAGCAAUAUAUCUUAUAAAUUAGCCAUAGAGAUUCCCUAAGCUGGUCAGCAGUUAGUUAUAAAAUACCUAUAGUUAGGUUGUAAUUUAUUUGUAUAAUCAAAAUACAUUAUUUUAUUAAACUAUACAAUCAGUUGUAUCCAGUUAUCUAGUUAACAUUUUGUAAUGAGAUGAGUGCAUGGCUAUACAUACUUUAAUACUUUGUUUCUAGACUUCUAUUAAGUUUUUUCGACAUGGGCACCAUUCUUACCUCUCUCUCUCUCUCUCUCUCUCUCUCUCUCUCUCUCUCUCUCUCUCUGUCUCUCAUCUCUACAGUAAUGUCAAAUGAUCCUGCGCGAAUGCGCGUUCUUGAGGUUCUGAGUGAGACGCGGAACUGCGUCUGAGCACAUGUUGACAAUAACGAUCAACGCAUCGUUUAAAUGAGCGGUAAAAUGCGGUUAUGUCGUGGGUUCCUUGCACGCACGAGUGUGAAGCCUAUGAAUGAAAGCACGUCAAUAGGCUUGUUCGACUUCAUGCGGCGCCGCAACAAUCGACAGCCGGGUGAAGUCAAACUACCGCGAGAGUGAUCCGCGAAAUCAUACGGAGGAGUUUUGACGCGGAACUUUGACGUCAUGCAGCACCACAAGAACCGGCAGCCGGAUGAAGUCGAACAAGCCUAUUCUCUUCAGUUCACACGCACCAGCUCAGCGCGUACACUGGCGCGGAGCAGAGCGUGAACUUAAUGGAUUUUAAACCCUGCAUAUGUAUCCGAGUCCUGAUCGGGAGGUAAUGUCCGAUUCCGAUCGAGUCUGAAACCACGUGAUCGGGGCCGAUUUCCGAUCACGAUGAUCGGAUCGGGACAUCCCUAGUUUUUAGUGCAGUGAAUAGCAAAAAAUUGUAGGAAACAUGAACGCGUUAUAUUCCACACAUUAUACACAAUCAAAGCUUCAAUAAAAAUAGGGAAAAUACGGCACCUUUAAAAUGUCAUAGUUUCAUCAUUAUAGACAUUUUCUUACAAAACUUGCAAUCAUCAACAUAAUUAUGAUAAUUGCCUCAAAAAUUAUUAUGGAAGAAACUUCUUUAGCAUCCACUAAAUGAUGAACAACUUAAUUUUGUUCACAUAGACUUUAUAUUAUGCAAAAAUGUUUUAAAAUGGUAAUAACAGGGGUCUGUUCAAGAUUCUCUUUGCUGGAUCGGGACAAUGCCUUUGCUUACCUAAAAGUGUAUAGUCAUGUUUUUGUUAUGACUCCAUAGCUUGAAAAGUUUGAUAAAAGAGUGCUUUUAGCCUGACUAAAAACUGAACUAUAGUUGUGUUUAUCCCCAGUCUUGUAAGCAUAUCUGUAUGUACACCACCACAAAGUUAGAAUACAAAGAGCUUUAGAACAGAUUUCUGCAGGCAAAAUCAAGCUAGAACGUACCUUCUGAAACUUGACCUCACAAACCUACUGGCAGAGCUGGGUAGUAACGGAUUAUAUGUAAUCUGGACGCGUUUAGACGCGUUUUCCCCAUGUUUCCCCAUGUUGUAAACAAAUUCUGCCGCUCUGUCUUUUGCAACUCAGUGCCAGUAACCGCAGUCACUUUCACCGAAGGUGAUGUCAUGUGCAUAAGCUCUAUUUAGUAAAUCUCCUAUUUUUAUUUUUUACAUUUUAAAAACAAAUUUACCUACCGCUUAUAUAUGUUCAUAAUUGUUUGAGUUUUUCCGUGGGAGAGGGGUGUGGAAUAAUACAGGAGAGAAGCAACGACGAGACAAAAUGCAAAAUGGAGGAGCACUCAGUGUUUGAUCACUGUCUGCAUGUAUAGACACCAAUUCUUUUUAAAGAAACUCGCAGUUUGAAAGGGGACAGAGAAUGAAAAACCAGUUUUACCUUGUCUUUGUUGAAUAAUGGUAGUCUACCCGCAUUCACGAACAUACAAAAAGUGCUAGACAUGCUAAACAUCUCAGUCUCAUAGAAAUUCCUCUUUUAGAAAUGUCAGCCAGAAAACGGCCCAAUCUGAAAAACUGAUGCUUAUGACAUCACAAGCAUCUCACUGCCUCUCCACUUUAAAAUAAUUGGCUACAUUUUUUGAGUGGCAGCAAAGUCAGCCAAUCAGUAAUGAGAUUGCAAGUUAAGCCAGUAGGGGGAGCCAAAUAGGUGCAAAACCACUUGUUUAAAAUCCCCCACCUUAACAGAGCUAUCUGAGAGAGGUUUUUAGGAAGCUUCUAAGGCAUUACAGACCCAAAUAAAAAAAAUUUGUCUACAUGUCACAUCACAGAACAAGGAUAAAUACCCUGUUCAAUCAUUCUAUGUCCCCUUGAAGAAACACUUAAGAUUUAUUUGUCAGUUGAAUUUUUAGACCUAGCAGGGUUGUUCCAAUGAAUUUUAUGAAAUUCAAUAAGGUUUUUUGCAAUGUUGCUGUUUUUGUUUUUAUUUACUUAAAAUUAAGUAAUUAUGUUUAAAUUAUAGAGUUAGCUUUUGUUUUAUGUAAUGUGUUAAUAUCAGUUGACACUAAUAGCAAAGUAAAUCAGUGUUAAUAUUCUGAAGUAUUAACUGACCGUCCAUUGCACUUUAAAAAUUAGUUUUUAAGGCUCUUGUUGGUGAAAAAUAAUUUAAUAUAUUUUUUUUCCUCUUUAUAUAUUUGAAAUCAAAAAAUAUUUGUCAAAAGUAAUCUAACUGUAAUCCAAAAGUAGUCAGAUUAUGUUACCAAUUUAGAGAUUAUAUUACUGACUACACAUUUUGUCAUGUAAUUCAUAAUCAGUAACUGAUAACGUAUAAUAGUAAUCUACCCAGCUCUGCCUACUGGUGACCUUAAUGCUUAGUCGCAUCAUAUAGUGUACCUGUUCAAAACAAUUUGGCUAUUAUGCUAUUUGAUGCAUCGUGUUAUUUAUGUUUUUACCAACUGGUUAAGUGUAUAAACAUUUCAGGAUUGGGAGCCAUUCCAUGUCUUGCAAUGGUAUGGGGUUGAAUCACAAAUACAUGUUAAAUGGGGUUUGCUAAAUUUAAAGUCUUGAUGAGAAGUGACUGUUGUGUAAAAUGCUUUAAAACUGUAGCUACUGUGUCAGUUUAAAAUAAUUCUUCCUUUUUACUAAAUCUUUAGACUGUUUUUGACUGGAGCAAAGAUCAUUGUACACAAAUUCUGCCGCUCUGUCUUUUGCCACUCAGUGGAUGUAACCGCAGUCACUAUUUUUUUAGUGUCUACUGAACAAAUAACACUUGGCAUAAUUUGUAAAAAAAGCACUCACAUUAAAUUACAAUUACAAUUUUAUAUUACAAAAACCAACCAACAAUACAUGGCAAUUCAUGUCUUUUAUAAGGUGUCUAAUUCUUGUUAAUUCAUACGACCACAUUUGUACAUGUUUGUACGUUUGCUUUUGUCCUUAUGACGUUGGGGUUAGGGGUGAGGUUUCGUUAUUGUUUUUCUGUAUCAUAUUCAUAUGUUUUUGUAUGAUUUACUUCUUACAAAAUUUGCCAACUUGUAAAAUAUUAUAGAAUUCUUUUGAGAUCAAGUGGAACCAACAUAAGGAUUUCAUAAAGUUCUUUACACUAUAUUGCAUGGUCAGUGAUAUGUAUCGUAUAAAGAGGUCUCUGAUUUUUUUUUUCUUUUAAUCAUGUAUAUAUAUCUUUGUACCUUGAGUAAAUAUUUUUUUUUUCAAAAUUAUACUUUAUUUUGUUUGCAAAAACAAAGGAUAAACUGAAGCAUGACCUUAAUAAUUGACAAAAGCCCAGCAUAAAAUACUCAUUUAUAAUGGUUUGUAAUAAUAGUUUUUUUAAUAAUAUUUUCCUUUUAUUGCCUUAUGAACAUUGAUGGUAUAUUCAAGAUGGUACAAAUGCAAUGUUACCUUGCUGUUAUGAAGAAAGACUGCAAAAUCUAUUACCAUGAAAAUAAACUGAACUUUUCAUGAGACCAUAAGUAUUUGACUAAUAAAU
Molecule: messenger RNA, 6662 nt
Organism: Paramisgurnus dabryanus
Lineage: Eukaryota; Metazoa; Chordata; Actinopteri; Cypriniformes; Cobitidae
Gene: prkx
Product: protein kinase X-linked
Biological process (GO): protein phosphorylation
Cellular component (GO): cAMP-dependent protein kinase complex; cytosol
Molecular function (GO): cAMP-dependent protein kinase activity; ATP binding
Source: RefSeq, a predicted model, not a curated record